GUGCACGUCACUUUCACUAACACUCGCGAAGUCUCGUGGUCUUUGAGACGAGACUUACCGAGACCGGAAAUGAUGGUCUGGUAUCCGGAAGUGACGAAACUCCAACUCGCGCCAUCUUUCGUGAAAGGCAGGGGACCCGUGGUGGAAAAUCUGGUAAAGAAUGCCCGAAUUAACUGAAGUAGACAUGGCUGAAGUAGAAACUAAGCCAGCAGAACAGAAGCAAGUGAGUAGUGAAGACACAGAGUCAGACAGUGAUGACUCCUUACCUGAACUGGAGGAUGCAGGAGAUGGACUGCCUACGUCACAACAGGAGCAGAUGGCUCAGAUGGCCGGAAUCCAGGAGGAACCGGUCAGCAAGGCCAAGCAGAGUCGUCAGGAGAAGAAGGCCCGCAAGGCCAUGUCCAAGCUGGGCCUGAAGCAGUUCACCGGGGUCAGCAGAGUCACCAUUAGAAAAUCCAAAAAUAUCCUCUUUGUCAUUACAAAACCCGACGUGUACAAAAGCCCUGCGUCAGACACAUACAUCGUCUUUGGGGAGGCAAAGAUUGAAGACUUGAGCCAGCAGGCCCAGAUGGCAGCUGCAGAAAAGUUCAAGGCCCCGGAGAUGUCCCAGGUCCCCGAACCAGGCAAGAUCACCACCGCAGUCCCGGAGGAGGAGAGCGAAGAGGAAGAGGAGGUUGACGACUCUGGAGUGGAGCCUAAGGACAUUGAACUCGUGAUGUCCCAGGCCAACAUCUCUCGUGCAAAGGCAGUCAAGGCCCUGAAAAACAAUAACAACGACAUUGUCAAUGCUAUUAUGGAGUUGACGAUGUAACCGCACCACGUGUCAGUCUGCCCUGCCUGCUUGUCCAUACUAAAACACAGUCUGUACAGCUACAAUAAUCAACACCAACAAGAAGGAAGAGAUUUUAAAUGUUGAAAUCAUCUAAAUUGAAAAUUGAAGCCUUCCUAUGUACACUAUUCUAUAUUUUUCUUUUCGCAUUUGCAUCCAAAAGACUUGAAUCGUUUUGAUAUAGUAUAAUCUUGAUCCUGUAAUGUUCCGUCAAUUCUGUUGUUCUCAAAUAAAGUAAAUAGUACCCUGGA
This is a messenger RNA of Branchiostoma floridae (Florida lancelet), 1080 nucleotides long. Its product is annotated as nascent polypeptide-associated complex subunit alpha-like. The coding region runs from base 161 to 811 and encodes 216 amino acids. The transcript has 7 exons. The record is from RefSeq and is a predicted model, not a curated record. Gene Ontology annotation, biological process: protein targeting to membrane. Gene Ontology annotation, cellular component: nascent polypeptide-associated complex; cytoplasm. Lineage: Eukaryota; Metazoa; Chordata; Leptocardii; Amphioxiformes; Branchiostomatidae.